Orycteropus afer afer is the source of this 1473-nucleotide messenger RNA. RefSeq names its product FIC domain protein adenylyltransferase (gene FICD). Gene Ontology annotation, molecular function: protein binding. NCBI's taxonomy places the organism in Eukaryota, Metazoa, Chordata, Mammalia, Tubulidentata, Orycteropodidae. The record is from RefSeq and is a predicted model, not a curated record.
AGCGCGGGGAAGGCGAGGGAGGCCGGGCAGCAACGCGCGAUCCUGCUCUAUCUUAGCUGAUGGUGGACACGUGCACAGAGCCCACCCGAGUCCAGAUGACGCUCAUGCCGAUGGCUUCGGUGAUGGCGGUGACCGAACCAAAAUGGGUCUCGGUCUGGGGCCGCUUCCUGUGGGUGACACUGCUGAGCAUGGUCCUGGGGUCCCUGCUGGCCCUGCUGCUGCCCACCGGGACCGUGCAGGAGCAGUGUCUGGCCAUGCUCAAAGGCUUCUACCUGUUCCGAAGCAAACUGGACAGGGCACAGAAUGCUGUCACCAAGUGCACGAGCCCCACCACAGAGCUCAGCAUCACCUCCAGGGACACAGAGCUGCUGGUGGUCAAGACUAAGGCCUCUCCCGCUGGUAAGCUGGAAGCCCGAGCAGCUCUGAACCAGGCCCUGGAAAUGAAGCGCCACGGCAAGCGGGACAAAGCCCACAAGCUCUUCCUGCACGCCCUCAAGAUGGACCCGGACUUUGUGGAUGCGCUUAAUGAAUAUGGCAUCUUCUCGGAAGAAGACAAGGACAUCGUCCAGGCGGAUUAUCUGUAUACCAGGGCGCUGACCAUCUCGCCCUACAACAAGAAAGCGCUGGUCAACCGGGACCGGACGCUGCCUCUGGUGGAGGAGAUUGACCAGAGGUACUUCAGCAUCAUCGACAGCAAAGUGAAGAAGGUCAUGUCCAUCCCUAAGGGCAACUCGGCACUGCACAGGGUCAUGGAGGAGACAUACUACCAUCACAUCUACCACACAGUAGCCAUUGAGGGCAACACCCUCACACUGUCAGAGAUCAGGCACAUCCUAGAGACCCGCUACGCUGUGCCAGGCAAGAGCCUGGAAGAGCAGAACGAGGUCAUCGGUAUGCACGCAGCCAUGAAGUACAUCAACACCACCCUGGUGUCCCGCAUAGGCUCUGUCACCAUCAGUGAUGUGCUGGAGAUCCACAGGCGGGUGCUGGGGUAUGUCGACCCAGUGGAAGCCGGCAGGUUCCGGACAACCCAGGUCCUCGUGGGACAUCACAUCCCUCCACACCCUCAAGAUGUGGAAAAGCAAAUGCAGGAGUUUGUCCAGUGGCUGAAUUCGGAAGAGGCCAUGAACCUACACCCGGUUGAGUUUGCAGCCUUAGCACACUAUAAACUGGUGUACAUCCACCCCUUCAUCGACGGCAAUGGAAGGACUUCACGCCUGCUGAUGAACCUCAUCCUGAUGCAGGCGGGCUACCCGCCUAUCACCAUUCGCAAGGAGCAGCGGUCUGAGUAUUACCAUGUGCUGGAAGUUGCCAAUGAGGGUGACGUAAGGCCUUUCAUCCGCUUCAUUGCCAAGUGCACUGAGACCACCCUAGACACCCUCCUUUUUGCCACAACUGAGUACCCAGUAGCAUUGCCGGAAGCCAAACCCAAUCAUUCUGGGUUCAAGGAGACGCUGCUGGUGAAACCCUAAC